GCGCUCUGCGACAUCGCCGACCUGGAGCACCUGUGCAGGGACGGCAAGCUGGCGCGCGAGAAGGUGAUCGCCAUCAACCCCUCGAUCAAGGAAUUCCUCGACGAGGGCAUCGAGUGGGUGAUGAUUCGGAAUGAGAUCCUCCACGGGUGCCCUGGCCUCCCCGAGUUCCUGCAAGACGCAGGCAACUCAGGGCACCAGACGGAGCGGACCUUGACGAAGAUGCAGCUCCUGAUGGAGAUUCACGCGAAGGGUGGUCGGAACCUCAAGAAGAAGGGCGAGUUCGACUGGCCUGGAGUGGUCACGAACAUCGAGUCGGGAAAGCCACGCCUGAAGGGGCAGAUCAAGGACCUCACCAAGUUCGUCGAGAACUGGUCUGGGGGGCAUGAGCAGGCGCCGCUGCUCAAUGAGUUGGACAUCUGGUCGAAGUUGAUGAGGACCAAAGUUGAUGUCCCGAGCUCGGUGUUCAAGAUCUUGGGUACCGUGGAGUUCGCGAGCGCACCCGACGUCAUCAUCGCAAUGGUGAAGAGCGCAAUGUGCAGCCCUGAGAACUAUGUGAAGAACGGCGUGUCCACCCUACUGACCAGCUGGGACGUCCAGAACCUGGUCGGCAAGAACAAGAACAAGUGCUUGGAGUUUUCUGAGAUCGUCAGGAUGGCGAAGCAGUUUCUUGAUGGCCUCAGCGAUUUGACGCCGAGCCCGAAUGCCACGGACAAGAACAGGCUCAUUGGCAGGAAGACCUACGAUGAUCUCAACCAGAUCGCGUGCGAAUUCCUCGGCGACGUCUACCUGCGCUUCCCUGGGAGCGACCAGAAGGAGGCCCCGUUCGACGUCGAGCCAGAUAUGCAGCAGAAGGGGCAAGCGUCGUCGGCGUCGGGGCCAGUGGGAUUCAAAGUCUCCACUCGCGACGGCGACGUCUCCCAGCAGACGCUCGUCCAGCGCGGGCUCUUGGCCAAGGCCGUGGUCGAGCGCAAGGUGCCGCCGUUCUUCGGCGGCCCGUGGACCAUCGCGAGGUGCGAGGGCCCCCGCGCCAUCCUCGAGCCAGAACCUGGGGAUGAUGACGCCAAGAAGCGGGCGACGAGCAAGAAGGCCGACCAGCUCAAGGUGCCGACGGGCCAACUGCUGGACGAGUACCAGGACCACCAAGAUGUCCUGACCGAGGGGUGCAAAGCAUCGGUGCGGGACACGGUGAUGACCGCGUACCGCAUCACGAGCCCUGCCGUGGACCUCACCAUCAAGUACGCCACGUCGCCGACGGGCAAGACCGAGGUCCAGGAGGUGGCGUGCAACAGACCAUAUGAGCCUGGCCAGUUGAUCAUCGUGCCCUUGAGCAUCAAUGUCGGGGCAUGCUCCACAGACAAGGUCCCCGAGGGCGCCGUCAUCGUGGAUGGUGUCGGGGCCCCGUCGGGCACGGCCGUGUACCUCGCCAAGUGCUGCCAGCUCCCCGUGGGCGACAAGAAGGCGUUCGCGGUGCCGUACUGGUGCAUCCCUGAGGCCGAGGAUGAUGACAGUGCGCCGCUCGCUGUCGGCAAGCUGAAGCUCGACCUCGCGUGCGCUCCCAACGCCCGUGGCAUGGGCGGUUGCAGUCGCAACGUGCUGAUCCCCGUGCUGCGCAACACGACGAAGCUGAAGAAGGGCACGGCGUUCGCACGUCCGUCUCCUAGCUCGCCCGAUGUGCCCCUGAGCGGCGCCAACGAGAGGCCGCGCGAGUAG
Molecule: messenger RNA, 1710 nt
Organism: Prorocentrum cordatum
Lineage: Eukaryota; Dinophyceae; Prorocentrales; Prorocentraceae
Source: the annotation of a GenBank genome assembly